UUAGAUCUUUUGUAGCAUACUAUCAUCUUGCUUGUGGGUUUGACAAAUAUAUUUGCCUAUGGCAAAGUGCAGACGGCUGGGUAAAUGUUGAUGUCAUUGGUGGUUCAAUAGAUGUUUCAAUUCCAAAAGGAAAGGUUCUUAUAUAUGAUUCAUUACAAUCCUUUUAUGACAUGGCUGUUUUAACAUCUCCGAUCAUUAACAACACUGAGGGCUCCUACUGUUUCCUUAUGCAAUACCGAGCGCUUGGAGACAUAUUGCUUAAUAUAUUUCUCACGAUUGGUGAUAAUUUCGUAGAAUUAUGGAAUGAUCCUAUUAAGGACCUGACAUGGCAGAUUCUACGAGUGGAUUUAGAAAAAGUAUCAGGGAAUUUCCAACUAUUCCUAACAGCUAGCGACCCUCAGCGUCAGAAUAUUCCAGAAGGUAUUAUUCCUCCACGUCAGAAUGUGUCAGUCAGUAUUGAUUACACAGAUCUACGAUCUGGUCCCUGCAAUCCCUCCAUGAUUGUGGAAGAAGUCCCGGAUGUUAUUGAAAAUGGACCCAUACCUGUACCAGAUGUAAACAAUGACCGUUUCGAAUUCUUGGAUUUUCGACGUCAUGUAUGCGGAUUUGACGUGUCCACUUGUUUAUGGAAAAGAUCUGGCUGGGAUAUUUCAAAUAAAUCUUUUAAUACACAAGAUGCUUUGGUUCCAAAAGGAAGCUUUUUAAAAUAUGACUCCUACUCCUCAAAUUUUGAACCGGUUGUUUUAAAUUCUCCUAUCAUAAACAACACGGAAGGCUCCUAUUGUUUCAUAAUGCAAUACCAGAUGAUUGGAAAUGGAGAUUUUUAUAUCCUUCUUGAGGACGGUCUUUACAGACCUCUCAUAUGGAGAGGCCGUUUCAAGAAUCUGGAAUGGCACAUCCUCCGGUUAGACUUAGAAGCUGCCUCAGACUUCAGGUUGACCCUCGCAGUAGGCGAUGACAAGCGGCAAAGUAUAUCAGUGCGUAUUGAUUACACAGAUCUUCGAUCUGGACAGUGCGAUCCUUCCAUGAUUGUAGAAGAAAUCCCGAAUGUUUUCGCUGAACCUAGCUGAGGAAGUGGACGUGUGUAACACAAUUAAUUUGAUUGGAUUUUAUGCAUUUUUUAACAAAAAGGAGAUACUAUAUAUUGCGUGUUUCUAUAUUACAUUACAUAUACUGUGACAAAUCUUCACGAAAAAGCUGAGUCAAAGAAUCAAUGUUAACAUUUAGCCUUGAUCUUAUUUAAAUGAAUAAUUCUGCAAUGGUUAAUAAGACUGUAGCACAGACUAUCUUUAAUUUGUUAUCUUAAUCCUAACUUGUUUAAAAUUCCAAAAUUUAAUUUAACUUUAUCUCGAAAUAAAAAUUAAGUGUUUGCAAAGUACGCAUAAUCAUUAUUUCUGUAAUUCAAAAUUAUUAACAACAGCUGCCUGUAUACCCAUUUUUAAAUUUCAAUUCAUAAAGACAUUUAGUACUAACCUUUUUCGUGUAUGGAGCGAAAGUAGAAAGUAAUAAUGUUAUUUAAUGGUAAACAAAAGAUGUGCCACAUAUAUGUAAAA
Molecule: messenger RNA, 1553 nt
Organism: Saccostrea cuccullata (small rock oyster)
Lineage: Eukaryota; Metazoa; Mollusca; Bivalvia; Ostreida; Ostreidae
Exons: 9
Coding region: 171-1070 (299 amino acids)
Cellular component (GO): membrane
Source: RefSeq, a predicted model, not a curated record